Molecule: messenger RNA, 4081 nt
Organism: Psylliodes chrysocephalus
Lineage: Eukaryota; Metazoa; Arthropoda; Insecta; Coleoptera; Chrysomelidae
Source: the annotation of a GenBank genome assembly
CUUUCGACGUAGUUUCAAAAUGAACGCUUCUGCGAUUAUAUAGGCAAUAAAUAUUUUUUUCUUUAAUUUUAAUAAAAAUGAACAACGACAAAGAGGACCCGAAACUUCUAAAUCCAGAAUCUGGAGCUAAUUUUUUAUCCAGGUUGUUUUUCAUUUGGACAAUACCGUUUUUCAAAAAAGUUUUAAAUGAUCCCUCAAUAUAUUCCGAACUUCCAGCUUUGCAUUCCGACAGGGCGGACAUAUUGGGAAAGAAACUGGAAUUAUUUUGGGAAACCGAAGUAAAGCUAGCCCACUGCAGUCAAAGAAUGCCAAUUCUUUGGAAUGCGUUGUCUAAAAUAUAUGGUAAUAAGAAAAGAGUUUUCGAUUUUAUUUUGCUAUUUAACUAUGCUGUUAUGAGACCAGGACUUUGUAUUUUAUUGGCAGUCUUAAUUCAAACUUUUAGAGAAGAAUAUGAUGUAUGUGACAGAUGUAUUUCUGGUUCAAUAUUUAUUAUUGUUUCAUUGAUUACUUUUACAACUGAGCAUUUUGUACAUUUCCAACUAAACAAAUUAGGUAUGAAGACGAUAGCAGCUGUUUCAUCGUUAAUAUACAGAAAAAUUUUGAAAAUUGAAUCAAAACGUUUGGACGAGGCAACAAAGACAAAUAUUUUAAACCUGGUAUCUGAUGAUCUACGUCAUUUCCAGGCUGUACUCAAAUUUGGAUCUAUGUCAAUUAUCUGCGUGAUACAAUUUAUUGUCAUAGUGUUAGCUAUGUGGAUAAUUAUAGGAUAUCCGUCAUUAUCUGGUCUACUAUUGGUUGUAAUAGUUGUGUUUCCCAUAAACAGUACUUACUUAAGAAUGCAAAAAGCGCAUUCACUAAAAUUAAAAGCAUCCACCGAUACCAGGGUCAAAUUUAUGAAGGAAAUAAUCGAAGGAAUGAAAACCAUAAAAAUGAAUAAUUGGGAAAAAUCAUUUGAAAAAAUAUUAAAAAUAACGCGUCGAUUAGAGCUACACAAUGUUACAAAAUAUUUCAACUACCAAUUAACCUUCUACAGCAUCUUCUUACAUAAAUUUUGCACAUUCGUCUCGAUUUUAUUGUUAUUUUUUUAUAACAGAACGUUAGAACCGGAACAUGUUUUUCCUUGUUCGAUGUUUCUGUUCGUAGCGUUGAUAAGUAUAUUCUAUUGGAUUCCUAGGAGUAUAUCAGCUUAUGGAGAUUCGUAUGAUACUGUCACUUCAAUUACAAAGUUAUUGUUAAUAAAAGAAGUAAAAAAGGUUAUCGAUGCAUCGAACGAAAAGCCUGAGGUAACCUUAGAAAGGCUCUGCUUUCACUGGUCUCCAGAUGAUGAAUUCGAUUUGAGAGCUGAAGAUAUUAGGAUAAAACCAGGUAGUUUAUGUCUUGUUAUUGGUCCAAAAAAUUCUGGAAAAUCAACACUUUUACAACUAAUAUUAAAAGAAAUAUUACCCAGAUGCGGAAAAGUCAAAGUCAGAGGAUCAGUAUCCUACUGUUCUCAAAAACCAUGGUUAUACAGUUCCAACAUACGUAAUAACAUACUUUUCGGCAGAACCUAUAAAGAAACCAGAUACAAAAAUGUAAUUAAUACAUGCAACCUCUUGCCAGAUUUCAGCCAAUUCAUGAACAGCGAUUUCAGCGGCGUAGGCCCAGAAGGGGUUAUUUUAAGAAAUGAUCAGAAAUGCAGAAUUAGUUUGGCUAGAGCUGUUUAUCAUGAAGCUGAUAUUUAUCUAAUCGACGAUGUUCUGUCUUUUAUGGAUGUAGAAAUUAGCAAUAAAUUGUUCGACGAUUGUUUUACUAGAUAUUUAGCUAGAAAAACGAGGGUUGUGGUGUCAAAUCAGCUUCAAUUUUUAGAUAAAGCUGAUCAAAUUAUUGUUGUGCAUGAGGGCAGAGUCCAAAUCUUUGAUAAUUUGGCAAAAAUAAAAGAUAACAACAUAGACAUUUACACUUGGAUAGAGGACGAAAAGAGUCAGAAAAAAAAGGAGAAAGUAAAUUUGGAACUUAAUAUGGAUAAGUUAGAGUUUAAAAAAAGCCGGGAAGACAUCAGUUACUAUCCAAUAACGGUAACAAAAUAUUAUAAUAGUAUAUUCGAAUAUCUGAAAACAGGACAAUUUCUCAUAUUGACAUGUUUGUUGCUAAUAACAGCUUAUGUUGUAUCCACUUGGUGCGAUUAUUGGUUAGCUUAUUGGAGUAGUAAAACUUACAUAAAAACAGUAUACCCUACAAAAAUAUCCUCUUUAUUUUCAAAUAUAAUUGAAGACCCAACUUCUCCAACAUAUCAUGAAGAAGUUGAUUUUAAAGAUGCUCAGGCGGAUGUACUGGUAUACAUUUCUUUAGUAAUAUCUGGCUUUCUAUUAAUAUUAUUGUCAGAUGGGUUCUUAUUAAAUUUUUUUGAUACUGCUGCAAGAAGAUUACAUGAGAACUUGUGUUUUUCCGUGUUGCGUGCACCUAUGAAGUUUUUUUACACCAAUUCAAUGGCUAAAACGUUCAAAAUUUUUACCUCGGAUGUGGAAAUUGUUGAUAGGACGUUUCCUGAAACAUCAAAGGAUGCUGUAGAGAUUUUUCUGUUUUCCAUGGGUUGUAUGUUAUUGAUUUAUAUUACUGAAUACAUCAUGUUUUUUUCUGUAAUUGUAGCAGUGUUAUACAUAUUUAUAUUGCAUUUUUAUCUGGAGGUUACUAUUGUGUUAAGAAGUUUGCAGAAUACAGCACGAUUUCCUAUUUUAUCACACCUGAAGGAGACUUUAAUGGAUAUAACAACUAUAAGAACUCAUGAAGGAGAGGAAAAGUCAACUGCACAAUUUGAAAAAUUUUUGGAUAACCACACAAGCCUUCAUCGACUAAACCUCGCCUGCAUGUUUUCUUUUACAUUGUGGUCAGAUCUGUUAUGUAAUACAUUACUGUUUUUUACAAUAUUUGGAUUAAUAAUAAUUAACAACUGCGUUCAUCCCGUAGAACCCAGCUACGCAGGCCUGGCAAUCCUCCAAGUCUACCAAUUAACAGAAAUCCUACAUUACGGCGUAAAAAAGUUAAUUCAAUCAGCGCUUAGCACGGAAUCUAUAAACAGAAUAAUCGAGUACUCGAAAAUACCAUCAGAGCAACAUAAAAAGUAUACCGAUACCUUAGAAUUUACUACGUCAAAAAGUAAACUGUCACUGACUUCUCUAGUACAGCGUCGACUGGCACCAGAAAACUGGCCUGAAGAAGGAAUAUUUGAGUUCAGAAACGUAUCCUUGACAUAUUCGAACAAAGUACUAGGCUUGGAUGACCUUAACUUUAUGAUAAAAGGCCACGAGAAAGUUGGAAUAGUCGGAAGACCAGGAUCAGGAAAAUCCUCAUUGGUAUCAGCCAUUUUUCAUUUACACGAUUUUGAUGGCACAAUAUUGAUAGAUAAAUUCGAUACAAAACUGGUAGUUUUAGAAUAUUUAAGAAAGAAUAUGUCGGUUAUCCAACAACCUAAGCUUUUUUCUGAAUGUAUUGCUUACAAUUUAGAUCCACUUGGAGAGUUUUUAGAAUCAGAAUUGUGGGAUGUUUUAGAAGAGAUCAAUCUAAAACAAUGUAUCAAUUCACUUUGUGAAGCAGUUGAUCCUAGCAAUACAAAAUUUAGCAAUGGUCAAAUAUUACUUCUAUGCUUAGCUAGAGCUAUUUUAAGAAAGAAUAAAAUCAUUAUUUUUGAUGAAGCAACGACAGAUGUAGACGAUGAAACAGAGCAACUGUUUCAUAAAUUGGUAAAAAAACACUUUUCUGAUUGUACGGUCAUCUACGUCACCAGCAAUUUAAAUACAGCUGUUAUGGAAUGCGAUAGGGUCUUGGUAAUGGAAAAGGGACAAAUAGUGGACUACGAUCAUCCAUUUUCUCUGCUGGAAAGUGAAGGAGCAUUUUAUAAACUUGUUUUGGAAGCUGGAAAGCCUGUUUAUUCACAUUACAGGCAUUUGGCAUAUCAGCAAUAUGUGACCAAAUUUAGAAGCAAUGGAAUACAAUAAGAGUUUCAUUUAUUUUGUGUAUUUAAUAAAUUCUGUUAAUAAAAUAAAUUUGUUUGGGGGGCCGGGUGUUGGCAUCAGACUGGUCUAUUGACCAGAGAUAGUUUAUAUUU